Messenger RNA from Etheostoma spectabile (orangethroat darter), 7709 nucleotides. RefSeq names its product dedicator of cytokinesis protein 11-like. Gene Ontology annotation, molecular function: guanyl-nucleotide exchange factor activity. The record is from RefSeq and is a predicted model, not a curated record. Gene Ontology annotation, biological process: small GTPase-mediated signal transduction; positive regulation of filopodium assembly; positive regulation of GTPase activity. NCBI's taxonomy places the organism in Eukaryota, Metazoa, Chordata, Actinopteri, Perciformes, Percidae.
CCUCUCUGCUCCGCUCUCAUCAGCAGCAGCAGCAGAAGCAGCAGCCCCGCCUCGCGAACCGCUGGCUGGUUCACCUCCAACACAACCCACACAUCUGGCUGUCACACAACAGUGCUGCCGCUCCGUCCGGUACCGCGGCAUGCUCAUUCACACCGGGACAUACGAAGUGGAUUCUCAACUAGAGGGGCACAAUGUCUGAGGUGCGAAAAUUCACAAAGAGGUUAAGCAAACCCGGGACGGCUGCGGAAGUCAGGCAGAGCGUGUCGGAGGCUGUGAAGAGCUCCGUGGACCUUGUGGAGCAGCCAAAGAUUAUCGAGCCACUGGACUAUGAAGCUGUGGUGUUUCAGAGAAAGGCCCAGAUCCACAGCGACCCCCACCGAGACCUACUGCUCUGCCCUGUGGACGAUGUCUCGGUGAGUCCCCCUCAUCCUUUCCUGCUGUGUUUCCUGGUACUGGCUCUCAGCCAGGCGCUCUUCCUCACCCAGGAUGAAAUCAUAGAUCAUAUACUGGACCUUACCCUUGUUUGGCAGUGCAUCAAGAUGUACAACACCGACUGGCAUGUAAUCAACUACAAAUAUGAGGCUUACUCUGGUGAUUUCCGCAUGUUGCCAAGCAAAGGCCUGAAGACAGACAAGCUGCCAGCUCACGUGUUUGAGAUUGAUGAAGACGCCAAAGACGAGGACUCGGCAUCACUGUGCUCCCAAAGGGGAGGCAUCAUGAAGCAGGGCUGGCUUCAGAAAGCCAACAUCAACAGCAGCCUGUCUGUCUCCAUGAGGGUGUUCAAAAGGAGGUACUUCUACUUGUCUCAGCUCCCUGACGGCUCCUACAUCCUUAACUCCUACAAGGAUGAGAAGAACUGCAAGGACACCAAAGGCUCCAUCUACCUGGACUCCUGCAUAGACGUUGUUCAGAGCCCCAAGAUGCGCCGCAAUGGCUUCGAGCUAAAGAUGCAAGACCGCUACAGCCACUUCCUGGCUGCGGACAGCGAAGCAGAGAUGGAGGAGUGGGUGAUCACGCUGAAACAGGCUCUGCAGAGCACCACUGAGGCCAGCCAGGACCGGAGGAAUGGUGCUGAGACACUGGACUGUGCCUUGGAUGACGACACUGCCAGCCAAGGUAAAGGGGAGAGCCUGCUGGAGAGCUUGGGGAGGAGCUUACAGCCAGAACUUAUGAAGUAUGCCAGGGAGACCGACCAGCUCAAUAAGAUCAACAGGAAUGAAGGCAGACAAAAGCUUUUCUCCCUGGAUCCUGAGACACAGAGGCUGGACUUCUCCGGCAUCGAACCAGAUGUGAAGCCGUUUGAGGAGCGUUAUGGCCGUCGUAUUGUUGUCAGCUGCCACGACCUGACCUUCAGUCUCCAGGGCUGCGUCAGUGAGAAGGGCGACGGCGUCCUCACCAAUGUGGAACCCUUCUUCAUCAGCCUUGCUCUCUUUGACGUCUCCAAGAGCUGUAAAAUCUCAGCCGACUUCCACGUCGACCUCAACCCGCCCUGCGUCAGGGAGAUGCUGACCGACGCCUCGGGCCAGCUCUCUCCUUCCUCGGACUCAGAGGGUGGAGGAGGAGGAGGCAGGGGAGGUGGAGUGAUGGUGAACGGAGACUCGAAGGUGAAAGGGAACGGCCUGCCGGUUCUUCAGAGGGUGUCGGAUACUCUGCUGCGUUUCCCUACACAGGGUAUCUUUUCAGUGACCAACCCUCACGCUGAUAUCUUCCUGGUGGCCCGUGUAGAGAAGGUGUUACAGAACGGCAUCACACACUGCGCCGAGCCGUACAUCAAGACCUCUGAUGCCAACAAGACUGCUCAGAAGGUACUGAAAGCUGCCAAGCAGACAUGCCAACGCUUGGGCCAGUAUAGGAUGCCGUUCGCCUGGGCUGCCAAGCAGGUGUUCAAAGACGCUCAGGGCAGCCUGGACAUGGAUGGGAAGUUUUCUCCUCUCUACCGCCAGGACAGCAGCAAAGUCUCCACUGAGGACAUCAUCAAGCUGCUGGCCGACAUCAGGAAACCUGAGAAGAGCAAGCUUCACAUCCCUGGACAGCUGAAUGUCACCAUCGAGUGUGUCCCGCCUGACUUCUCAAAUACGGUGACUUCCUCUUACGUUCCCAUAAAGCCCUUCGAGGACGGCUGCGAGCGGGUAUCAGUGGAGGUCGAGGAGUUUCUCCCCGAGGAGGCUAAAUACAACUACCCCUUCACCACCUACAAGAACCAACUCUACAUCUUCCCCCUGCAGCUCAAAUACGACAACCAGAAGACCUUCACCAAGGCUAGGAACAUUGCAGUCUGCAUCCAGUUCCGAGACUCGGAUGAAGAAGGUGCAACUCCAUUAAAGUGCAUCUACAGCAAGCCGGGAGACUCACUCUUCACCAGCAGCGCCUACGUAGCUGUCCUGCACCACAAUCAGAGCCCUGAAUUCUACGAUGAGGUAAAGAUUGAGCUGCCGGUCCACGUUCAUGAGAAACAUCACAUCCUCUUCACCUUUUACCAUAUCAGCUGUGAGUCCAGCAGCAAGGCAAGCAGCAAGAAGAGGGAGGGAGUAGAGUCACUGGUGGGUCACUCAUGGAUGCCUUUGCUAAAAGACGGGAGGAUGCAGUCAGUGGAGCUCCAGUUGCCUGUAGCAGCCACCCUGCCUCCUGGAUACCUGUGUCAGGACACCAGGAAGUCCCAACCAGAUAUCAAGUGGGUGGAAAAUGCCAAGACACUGUUCAAAGUGAAGACCCAUGUAGCAUCAACAAUAUAUGCUCAGGAUCUGCAUAUACACAAAUUCUUCCAGCACUGCCAGCUGAUGAGGACGACAUCAGAGGGCAACCCAGCAGAACUGAUCAAAUACCUGAAGUGCCUGCAUGCCAUGGAGACUCAAGUAAUGAUCAACUUCCUACCGACGGUGCUGAUGCAGCUGUUUGGCGUGCUCACAGCAGCAACCAAAGAAACCCAUGAGAUUGCUGUCAACUCUCUGCGUGUGAUCAUACAUAUAGUCUCCAGAUGUCACGAGGAGGGCCUGGAGCACUACCUGCGCUCCUUUGUGAAGUAUGUGUUUGUAACCAAUAACCCUUCGUCGGGACACUCAGCAACCACCCAUGAGGUGCUGGCCACCGCUGUAACAGCCACUCUCAAGCAAACUGCUGAUUUCAACACCAGCAACAAACUGCUCAAGUACUCCUGGUUCUUCUUUGAAACCAUGGCCAAAUCCAUGGCCCAGUACCUGCAAGAGGGCAACCGCAUAAAGAUGCCGCGGGCCCAGCGCUUCCCUGACAGUUUCCACCAGGCGCUCCAGUCCCUGGUGUUGUCCAUUAUGCCACACAUCACCAUCCGCCACAUGGAAAUCCUCGAGGAAGCUCGCUGCAUCAACCUGAGCCUGGCCAAUUUCAUCAAGAGGUGCCUGACCGUCAUGAACAGAGGCUUUGCCUUCGGCUUGGUCAACCACUACAUGUGUCAUUUCGGUCUCAAGGAUCCCAAGGUACAUGAUCCGAUUCAGUGGGAGACACAACAACUGCACUCUCUUCACGCCGUUGAAAAGAAGAGAAUAAACCAGCAGGCCAGGAUUUGUAUGCUCUACCUGCCACUUUUUGAGCUGCUCUACCAGAACCUGAAGCAGCUGUCUGCCCAGCCGCAAACCUCCAGCCCCGGGCUCGGCCUCAAUGGCUCCAGAGAUGACCUGAUAUCAACCUGCUCCACAGACAGCAGGAGAAUCAGCACUGCAAUUGAGAGAGACCAUGGUCUGCCCGCUCAGAACGGCCAUGUUGUGAGGCGAGAUGACUCCAGAUGCUCUUUGUUUAUGGACUCAGGGACACCAGACAUCAUUGAGCUGCAGAGACGUGACUCCACCAUGAGCAGCAGCCCCAUGCCUCCCAUCAGCAGACUAGGACAAUAUGAGAUCAGGGGCCUCCUGCUCUCCUUCCUGCACAUAGUCAAGACCCUGUCAGAGGACACUCUCAUGGCCUACUGGAACAAAGUCAGCCCUCAAGACAUCAUGAACUUCCUCAGCUUGCUUGAGAUCUGUCUGGUUCAGCUCCGUUACAUUGGGAAAAGGAACAUUGUGCGGAGUCAGGACAUAUGCAUGCCAAAGCUGUUCUCCUCAGACAGGAAGUCACAGACGAUGCCGGCUAUGCGCUGCAACCGAGCCAGCCUCAUGCAGACGAAGUUACACCAGUUUGGCACCAUGGAAACCUCCCUCACUCUUAAUAUUGGGACCGGGCCAUCAGAGGCAGAGAUCCAUCAUCAGGCUCUGCUGGAGGGCAACAUGUCCACCGAGGUGUCCCUUAGUGUCUUGGAUGUCCUCUCUGUUUUCACUCAGUGUUUUAAGACCCAGCUGCUGGACAGCGACGGUCACAACCCCCUGAUGAAGAAGGUGUUUGACGUUUACCUCACCUUCCUCAAAGUUGGCCAAUCAGAAGCCGCCCUCAGACAUGUGUUCGCCGCGCUCAGGGCUUUCAUCAACAAGUUCCCGUCGGUGCUGUUCAAGGGCCGCGUCACGCUGUGCGAGGCUCUGUGCUGCGAGGUGCUCAAGUGCUGCGUCUCCAAGAUGGGAUGUCUGAGGGCAGAGGUGUCAGCCCUGCUCUACCUGCUGAUGAGAAACAACUACGAGUACACCAAGAGGAAGACCUUCCUACGCACGCACCUGCAGAUCAUCAUUGCUGUAAGCCAGCUGAUCUCCGAUGUGGCGCUGUCCGGCAGUUCACGCUUCCAGGAGUCUCUCUCCAUCAUCAACAACUUUGCAAAUAGUGACAAGGCUAUGAAGGCGACGGCAUUCCCCUCUGAAGUGAAGGGUCUGACCAAACGCAUCCGCACAGUGCUGAUGGCCACAGCCCAGAUGAGGGAGCACGAGAAAGACCCAGAGAUGCUGCUGGAUCUCCAGUACAGCCUGGCCCGGUCCUACGCCAGCACGCCCGAACUGAGACGAACCUGGCUGGACAGCAUGGCGCGAGCACACCUCAAGAAUGGAGAUCUGUCUGAGGCGGCCAUGUGCUACGUUCAUGUGGCUGCACUGGUUGCAGAGUACCUGCACAGGAAAAAGUUGUUCCCCAGCGGCCUUGCAGCCUUUAAGAGGAUUACCUUGAAUAUUGAAGAGGAAGCUGCCAUGAGGGAAGACACUGGAAUGCAAGAUGUCUAUUACACUGAGGAAGUCCUGGUCGAACACCUCGAGGUCUGUGUGGAGGCACUGUGGAAAGCAGAACGCUAUGAGCUCAUCACGCACAUUGCCAAGCUUAUUGUCCCCAUCUACGAGAAGCGUCACGAGUAUGAGAAACUAAGCCGACUGUACGACACUUUGCACAGAGCCUACAACAAGAUAAUGGAGGUGAUACACUCAGGCCGCAGGAUGCUUGGGACAUACUUCAGAGUGGCUUUUUAUGGACAGGGCUUCUUCGAGGAGGAGGAUGGGAAGGAGUACAUUUACAAAGAGCCCAAACUCACUGGCCUGUCCGAAAUCUCUCAACGGCUAGUGACACUCUACGGGGAAAAGUUUGGGCCGGAAAACGUCAAGAUAAUACAGGACUCAAAUAAGGUUAACCCCAAAGACCUGGAUGCCAAGUUCGCCUACAUCCAGGUGACAUUUGUCAAGGCCUACUUUGACGAGAAGGAGGCACCGGAGAAGAAGACUGACUUUGAGAAGUGCCACAACAUCAACCGCUUUGUGUUCGAGACGCCGUACACGCUGUCGGGCAAGAAACACGGCGGGGUGGAGGAGCAGUGCAAGAGAAGGAGCGUGCUCACAACUGCCAACACUUUCCCGUAUGUGAAAAAGCGCGUGGAGGUGGUGGGGGAGAAGCAGUUGGAGUUGAAGCCGGUGGAUGUUGCCAUAGAUGAGAUGAAGGCGCGGACAGCAGAGCUGACCAAACUCUGCUCCAGUCAGGAGGUGGACAUGAUCCAGCUGCAGCUCAAACUGCAGGGCUGUGUCUCUGUGCAGGUGAAUGCCGGUCCCAUGGCCUACGCCAGAGCAUUCUUGGAUGACAGUAAAUACAACCAGUCAGGCAACAAGAAAGUAAAAGACCUUAAGGACAUUUUCAGGCGUUUUGUCCAGGCGUGCAGUGUGGCUCUGGACAUAAACGAGCGUCUGAUCAAAGAGGACCAGUUUGAGUACCAUGAGGGUCUCAAGGGCAACUUCAAAGACAUGGUGAAGGAGCUAUCGGACAUCAUCCACGAGCAGAUCUACCAGGAGGAUAUGAUGCGCUCGCUCUUACAAAACUCCCUCCAUGUGUUUCGUGCCAUCAGCGGGACAUCCACCAACGUGGGCUGACCACCGGCCCUCCCUCCCUCCCUCCCUCCGCCGCCGCCUCCGCCUGCCUAUAUGUAUAUUCUCCCACUUCUCCUCUAAGGACCUGAACUGAAUGAUGGCGGGUCUCGGUUUCACAUCUCCCCAGCUAUACUUGCCCAAACACUUCCCCCCCCCCUUUGGUGUGACGAUGCCAUUUGGUCAUUGCCGUUUUGUCAGCAUCUUUGCUGUACGUGCAGUAGAUGGCUGGGGUGAAAGAUGGCAGCGCAGCGGGUGGAUGUCAUAUUAAAAACACAGCAGCAGUAUCUCGGAGAAUGUAUCGCAGCAACACCAAUUAGAUGUCAGCAUGUCAGGUUCAGGUAUUUUGCUGAGAUAUGCUUGGUUGCACUUUCUUUCUGCCUUUGUGAUGAAGUGCAGGAUUGACUGUUUUUUAUUUUUAUUUAUUUUUUACAGGGAGAUACUUUACUAAAGCAAUUAUCCCCCCCCUCUCUGUCUACAAGGUUGCUCUUCAGAUCUAUGCAGGACACCACACUCCUUCCAGAAUUCAUUUCUACUUCUUGAGGUGACUUUUAGAAAACGGUAGCAUAUUUUCAUUGUCCCACAUUGGUAUGUUUGGCCAGGUUUUCGGUGUUAUGGCAACAUUCCAACUCAACCGGUUGUGUUGAAAAAAAAAAAGAAAAGAAACCAAAAGGAUUGUGAGUUACUCAGUCAAGGGUUCAUUGACUGGCAAUGCAUUCCAGCCGGGGCAACACAUUGUGAAAAACAGAUAAGUAACAUUACAGGGAGCGCCAAAGUUACUGCCCAGUUUCUAUAAUGACAAAUGACUUUUGUUGCGGAGUUUAAGAAAAGACAGACAUCAGGGUUGUAUUAAAGCUGUGUGAUAAAGCUAAGGGUUUGCUUAACUUAGACAUAGCUCAAUUGCAUUGUAAAUAUAAAGAAAGCUUUUUGGUGAACCAUGUUCUAAAUUGUAUUAGACGGUAAGAAAUAAUGUGGCGGAAAAGAUUAUGAUUAGAAAUUCUAUCAGAGCUUUAGAACAAUCAUAAAGCAGUAUUCUCUGUAAAUGAGUCAUUAACAGGACACACACUGAUCACAGCUUGGGUGAUCAGAAUUCCUUCAGUACAGUGAGUAAGUAAGGAACAUCUGGGUUGAGAUGCAGUGCCUUUGUGCUUCGCCUCCUGAAAAGAAUACCUUAUCUCAAGUAACAAUACCUUUAUCACAUGCUGGUUCUUUACAGUAUUUCACAAGUGCUACACUGUAAUUAGCAGAGAUGAAUAAUAUUUAAGCGAAUGUACAUAAUUUGUUGCCAUGCUGUAAAGUAAAUCCAGUUUCCUUGUAUGUUUGUACGUACUGUAUGUAUGUAUUUAUAUUUGUAACACUUUGGACUCUAUAGUUCAAAUCUGUCCUAGCAGAGAGAACCCCCCCCCCCCCCCCCGUUUUUAUUGCAUUGUAUACUGAUGUGCAGCUGCUUGUCCAACCUACUUUGGAAAGCCAUUUUCCAAUAAAAAC